GUCAGCUCGACGUUCAAGAUGGCGGGAGCUGAAAGUGGAUUCGUACUUUUUCAGCGUGGAGAGACUGAUGAUAGUGAUGCCUGGGAUGAUACAGCUCUAAUUAAAGCGUAUGAUGAGGCCAUUGCUGCUGUCAAGUCUAAACUCAAUGGGAGUGAGAAUGAUGAAGUAAAUGAUACACCAGAUCCAAUCCCAGUUAAACAUGGCCAUGGUAAAAAAAAGAAAAAUAAACAUAAAAAUAAACCAAGGAAAAGACAGAAGUGGAAGUUAAAUGAUUAUUGUCGAGCUGUAUACAGUGAGGAUGGUUAUAUUUAUAAUGCUAAGAUAAUAUCUAUAGAUACCACUACUGAUACUUGUAUUGUCAAGUAUAUGGAUUAUGGAAAUGAGGAGAAACAGAAUAUUGCUGCCUUAUUACGACCUAUAGCUCAUUAUAGUGAUGAUAAACUUACUUCAGCUAGUGAGACAGAAAGUCAAGAUCAAGAGGGAGAGGAUACUGGAGCAGCCAAAUCAAAUCAUUGGAACAUUCCUGGUUUUCAUCCCCCGCCUCCUCCAUUUCCAGGAAUGAUGCCACCACCGUUUCCUCCAGGUGCUGCUGGUAUGUUACCUGGUUUUAGAGGUCAAAGAUCACCUAGAAUACCGACGAUACCCCCUCCCCCACCCCCUUUUUAUGAUGAUAAUAUAGAGAAUGACGAAGAUGCUCUAUCUUGUAUGUUAAUAUCGUGGUAUAUGAGUGGAUACCAUACAGGAUAUUACCAGGGAUUAAAACAAGCUCGGCAACAAACUAGUGGAAAAUCUCAUCACCAUCAUCAUAAUCAUCAUAGCCAUCAUGGUGGUGUUCGGUGAAAUAAAAUAUGUUGAAAGUUUGGUGAAAUAUUGUGCUACACAGAUACUGCUGAUGAAACUUGGGUUGACUGUUUUACUAACUCUGUUAAUACGGCCAAACCAUGGUCAGUACGACUGAGUGGCAAUCUUUGACAACUAUAUUUUUUAACAGAUAUCUUUAUUUGUGACCUCGGCCAGUGUUGACGUAGGAAUUUCUAUGAACUUCUUCACUCUUAACACAAAUUUUAAUGAUUAAAGUUCACAUCAAAUAAUGUUGAAUAGUUCAGAAGACAUAUAUGUAGAGAAGAGCUCAAUUGAUGAGUUCCUGAUUAAUGGAAUCAACUGAACGUUAAAUAAAACAAAUUGGAAUAUAAUUCAGAAUGUUUAGUAGGUGCAGACAGAAUUCAAUAUGGCCGAGAAGGAAAUAGAUGGAGAAAUUUUGAAAGUGACAUAUUUUGCUUCUAUACCACUCGUUUGAGAAUUUGUAAUGACGGAAUCUCUUCAGAACUCUUCAAUGGAGCGCCACCUAGAAUUCUUCUAAUCAUGAGAAGAUGUAGGACAAAUGCAAGAAGGUGAAAUGAAAUGUAAUUUUGCCUUUGAUUUUUGGUGCCAGUUUUUUUUUUUUUUUAUAAUAUUUGUCAGAUUUGACAGUGGAAUCUUUUUAAUGUAAAUAAUUUUGUGUUUUUUUUAUCAUGGGUAAAGUAAGUCAAAAGUAAUAAAGCUGACUUACAAUCAAGUUUAUCUUGCAACGGUUUUGAAAUAUAGUUUUACAUCAAACUUUUAUGUUGGGCAUUUACAGAGGUAAAUAAAAAAAAAUAUCAAAACUGAUUAGAAAUUAUGAACUAUUUAAAAAAAACAUACAAUUCAAUUAUCAAUCAUUUAUUGUCCUUAAACAAUAUAUAAUCAAAUAUACAGUGUAAAAAAAAUAUAUUUAAACAGUUAUCAAAAACUUAAGUAUUAAAUAGUCCUUUAAAAUCAGCAUACAUAGAGUGGAGUCAGUAGCUUCCCUCGUGACAGGGAAAAAAUAGAAGGCAAACAGACUCAAUGACAUGACAACUGUCAAGGUUGAAUUUAAAAUUUUCAUGUGGACGUAUAAAAACUAUUGAGACCCUAAGAAUCCAGUCUGUGUAGAGAAGAAACUCUGAUAAUAAUACAUUAGUUCAUUAACUCAGUUGAUACAAUCGCUCCUGCUAUUUCCGAGUAAAAUGUCUAUUCGGAAAAACAUUAGACUAGUUAUCAACUGAAAACACUUUAUAUCGACAUGAAAAAUCCCAGAGAGUGAAGAAAUUUGAUUGGGUUUGGGUGUCAUCAAACAGAUGUAUGUUCAAGAAGGCCGUCUUAAGACCCUAACUGAAAUGCUUAAAUUAAAAAAGAUAGCUUGCCAGGCAAGGUAACAUACGCCCACUGGCAGCUGUCAGAGAUGAUAAUCUUUAUUGACCAAAAAUAUAUUAAAGAUCUUCAAUAAUAAUACAAAUUUCUCAUAUUGACAAUCUUCAUUAUGCAUUUGUAGUUCAAUAGCAAUAACCCAGAAGC
Molecule: messenger RNA, 2352 nt
Organism: Lottia gigantea (owl limpet)
Lineage: Eukaryota; Metazoa; Mollusca; Gastropoda; Lottiidae
Exons: 10
Coding region: 19-840 (273 amino acids)
Biological process (GO): mRNA processing
Cellular component (GO): cytoplasm; nucleus
Molecular function (GO): RNA binding
Source: RefSeq, a predicted model, not a curated record